AUGGACACGAAUUCAGAGAUUCUGAUCGUCGGAGCCGGCGUAUUCGGCAUCAGCACAGCCUAUCAUCUGGCCAAACGAUCCCCCAACCCAUCGGCCAUCACCAUCCUGGAUCGUGCCCCUCCCCCUUCUGGCGAUGCCGCAUCCACCGAUCUCAACAAGAUCAUUCGGGCAGACUAUUCCAGUCCGCUGUACAUGAAGCUGGCCUUGGAAGCUAUUGAGGCCUGGAGAAAUGAGCCGCUCUUCGAAGAAGCCGGGGUGUAUCACCAGACCGGUUGGAUCAUGAUGGACGAGCGUGGUAGCGACCUCUCCCGUCGGAUUCGCAAGACCUUUCUUCAGGUCCAUGGGUCUGAUCCGGCGCAGGAUCUGACUCAAGAUGAAGUUCGUCGUCACUGGAGCGGGGCAUUGCAAGAUGCGGAUUUGAGUCCAUUUGGCUCGUAUUAUUUCAACCCGCUCGCUGGAUGGGCCGAUGCCGGUCGUGCUCUUCAGAUCAUGGCCGAAGAGGUCAUCCGGAUGGGUGUGCGAUACGAGCUGGGCGAGGCUCGUCGCUUGCUUCCGGGCGACCGUGGGGUCAAGGGAGUACAGACACUGAGGGGCGACAUAUUUACAGCCGACAAGAUUCUGUUAUCCACCGGAGCCUGGACAAGCCAGUUGAUGACUUCCAUCGAGGACGAUCUAGAAAUGCCUGAAAGCGACCGUGUGGAAAGCCAAAUGACUGCGGCGGGGGUGAGUGUGGCCCAUCUUCAACUCUCCACCGAGGAGAAGGGGCUCUAUGACCAGCUUCCAGUGUGUGUCUACGGAGGACAAGAGGUUAUACCUCCCACCCCGUCCGGAAUUCUGAAAUUCACCAACUCGACCUCCUUCAAGAACACGAUCCAAACCAGCACUGGCCAUUCUCUCUCGGUGCCGCCAGCAGGAAGCCAGUCAGUUGUCCCCAAGCCUCUCCAGAAGGUUUCUCACGACUGUAUCCGAGCCCGUCUGCCCCGACUCCUCGACAACAACCGCAGCGUGGAUUUCUACCGUAUCUGUUGGGAUGCGAUCACACCAGAUCAACACCCAGUGAUCAGCCGACACCCUCAUCCACAACUAUCAAAUCUCUACCUCGCCGCGGGCGGCUCGUUUCACUGCUGGAAAUUCUUGCCCAUUAUGGGCUCGUGCGUCACUAACGUCCUCGACGGAGUUAGCAACGGGGCCGACCGUGACGCGGCGUGGGCGUGGAAAGCCGCACCUCAGAGGCAGGGGCAAGGGGUCCACGACACGCUCGCGCCCACUCAGGAGCUACGCGACUACGAAAGCUCAACGGCGGGGUCGAGGCAAUGA
Penicillium canariense is the source of this 1317-nucleotide messenger RNA. RefSeq names its product NAD(P)/FAD-dependent oxidoreductase. The record is from RefSeq and is a predicted model, not a curated record. Gene Ontology annotation, molecular function: saccharopine oxidase activity; sarcosine oxidase activity; flavin adenine dinucleotide binding. The transcript has 2 exons. The coding region runs from base 1 to 1317 and encodes 438 amino acids. Lineage: Eukaryota; Fungi; Ascomycota; Eurotiomycetes; Eurotiales; Aspergillaceae.